AAGCUCCUCCCAGGACGCUGCAUCAUUAUUAAAGCCUUCUCCCUUUUUUCGAGCAAGACGUGGAUUCGCAUAAAUACCCUGGGCUUCGGUCAAUGCGGACAGACUGGAAGAAAGAGCGUGGUGAUCUGCGGAUGUAUACCGCUGUUUACAGGGUGCAAGGGCGAAAAACUUAGAACAGAGAUGAAAGCAGAUUAUAUGCGGAAUGCAGCUUGCAGUGAAAUGGAAAAGUUAUCUGCUAGACACUUCCUGUUAAUUGCAAGACCUUGUAAAAUCAUGAAUACAAUUCCAAGAUUGUUGUUGCUACUGCUGCCUCUCCACUUUUGUACUUUAGCCGACACUGGUCUACUUUACAGGGAGAGAAGAGGAACACGCAUCUAUAGAGACCGCUGUGUAGACUCAGAUUCAGCUGCAGUCAGAGAGAUAGGGGAAACUUGGCUACGAUGGCGAGGCCAGAAAGUUGAGUAUUGCCGCUGUGCCUCAAGAGCAAGAGCACGCUGUCACUACAUACCUAUAACUAGUUGCUAUGUAUCCAGAUGCUACAAUGGUGGCACAUGUAAGGAGGCUGUGUACUCCAAUGACUUCAUAUGCCUGUGUCCUCCAGGUUUUACUGGACAACAAUGUGAGAUCAAUUUGAAUGAAAAAUGUGUUAGUGGGCAAGGAUCUGAUUAUCGUGGUACUUGGAGCAUCUCCAGCUCUAGUGCUGGGUGUAUCAAUUGGAACUCAACAUUACUCAAAGGGAAAAAAUUCACAGCCAGGAAACCAGACACAAGAAUCCAUGGACUGGGUAAUCAUAACUACUGCAGAAAUCCAGAUGGGGACUCCAGACCAUGGUGCUAUAUUUUUAAAAAGUCUCAGAUUGAGUGGGAAUUCUGUUCUAUGCCGAACUGUACAGCAGACCCUGAACUGAAGUGUGUACGGGGAUCAGGUCAGACAUAUAGAGGAACUCAAUCAGUCAGUAAAAGCAACUUUAAGUGUCUGCCAUGGGAUUCACCUGCAGUCUACCCCAAGUUUUACACAGCCUGGAGGUCAGAUGCCAGAGAGCUUGGUCUUGGCAGCCACAGCUACUGUAGGAACCCAGACGGUGAUAUUGGCCCCUGGUGUCACAUUUAUAAAGGAGCCCAGCUGACAUGGGAACUCUGUGAUAUCCCCAAAUGCUCAAAGACACCAUCUACCAUCACAACUCUUGGUCCAAGAGCCCCUACAUCCACCAGAGGGGCCUCCUGUGGCCAUCGCUCUGAAAGGCCCUCUAAUUCUCUGCCAGUAUUCAGAAUAUUUGGUGGUCAGGUUAGUGACAUCAGGCAGCACCCAUGGCAAGCAGCAAUUACUGUGUACUCUCCACGUACAAAAUCACACAACUUUCUGUGUGGGGGAGUCUUGAUUGACUCCUGUUGGGUCCUCUCUGCAGCACACUGUUUUCAGGAGGGAUUUGCAGAAAAUCGCCUGACCGUGAUCCUUGGUCGAACCUUUAGGCAACAGAACUCCAGCAGUGAGCAGAUAUUUGAUGUGGAGAAGUAUUUUAUCUACGAACAAUACAACGAUGCAAAUUAUGAUAAUGACAUAGCCCUGUUAAAGCUAAAGAGUACAAUUGGCAUCUGUGCUAUAAAUUCUCCAGAGGUGCUACCUGUCUGUUUACCUAAACCUGGAAUGGUUUUCCCAGAUUGGAUGGAGUGUGAGAUUUCUGGUUACGGCAAAGAAAGAGAAUUCUCUCCCUUUUAUUCUGAGCAAGUAAAACAGGGUCAUGUGCGCCUCUGGCCCCAGGACCAGUGUGUACCAGAGAAAUUCAGUGGGCGUGAAAUAACUCCAAACAUGCUUUGUGCUGGAGACACACGUGGCCUGGACGAUGCUUGUAAGGGUGACUCAGGUGGUCCUCUGGUUUGUGAAAAGGAUAGAGAGAUGACCCUGAUAGGUCUGAUUAGCUGGGGGGAUGGAUGUGGAAAGAAAGACAUGCCAGGUGUUUAUACACGUGUUACAAAGUACACAACCUGGAUUUUCGGAAAGAUGCAAUCAAACUAAUUCACAAAACCCCAGAUACACUGAUUAAAAUGAAUAAUUUGAAAUCAUCUCCUUAUGCUGACAUUAGUACUACUGCACAGACAUUUUGCAUGUAAAAGCUGGCUCUUAAUAUAUUCUCUAAGGGAAGUUGAUGGAAUGGUUGUAGAGAAAAUCAAUUAUUAUUAUCAAUUACUAUGAUUUUAUAAGUUUACUGUUUGCAUUUAUUUUUACAAGACAACCUCAGUACAGUCAUGUAAGGUAAUUGGUGUUUAAAAAUGUACACACACACACACACACACACACACACACACACACACACACACACAUAUAUAUAUAUAUAUAUAUAUAUAUAUAUAGAGAGAGAGAGAGA
Silurus meridionalis is the source of this 2362-nucleotide messenger RNA. It is a transcript of the gene plat, whose product is annotated as plasminogen activator, tissue. The coding region runs from base 181 to 2013 and encodes 610 amino acids. Gene Ontology annotation, biological process: plasminogen activation; smooth muscle cell migration. The record is from RefSeq and is a predicted model, not a curated record. The transcript is spliced from 16 exons. Gene Ontology annotation, molecular function: serine-type endopeptidase activity. NCBI's taxonomy places the organism in Eukaryota, Metazoa, Chordata, Actinopteri, Siluriformes, Siluridae.